CGCGCUGGGAGGCUGCACGCUGCCGCCGCCACCCGGAGCAUCUGCCGCCCGAGCUGCUGCCCGUGGUCCGGGGCCCGGCCAUGGAGACGCUGAAUGGUCCCGCGAGCGGCGCUCCGGACGCUAAGCCGCAGCCGCCCGGUCAGCACCACCGCCACCACCACCUCCACCCGCUGGCCGAGCGGAGGCGGCUGCACCGCGCACCCUCGCCCGCCAGACCGUUCCUCAAGGACCUGCAGGGCCGCCCCGCGGCUCCCGGCCCGGCUCCGGCCGUCCCCUCCGCCGGCCGAUCCCCGGCGCCCGCCGCCCCGCGUUCGCCCAGCCUCGCCGGCAAGGCAACGCCCUCGCCUGGGACCCUGGCCGCGCCCGGCCGCCUCUCCCGGCGCAGCGGCGGCGCACCCGGCGCGAAGGACAAGCCGCCGCCGGGCGCCGGGGCCAGGACAGCGGGUGGUGCCAAGGCCGCUCCGGGCCCCAGAAGGGCGGCUCGCGCGGCGCUCGCCGAGUCGCUGCCCCGGGCUGGGAAACUGCCGCCGCCGCCGUCGCCUGGGCCCUCCGAGCCUCUCCACGCUGCUGCUAAGGGCCGCAAAACGAAGCGCUGCUCCGCGGCACCCCCAGCCCGCGCUGCCGGGCCCCCGACCCCCGCCGCCCCGGUCCCUGCGGUGGUCCUCGCCGUGACCUCCGCGACCGGCACCCCUGCCCCUGGUUCCCGCAUCAGCCACACGGACAGCAGUUCGGACCUCUCGGACUGCCCCUCCGAACCCCUGUCGGACGAGCAGCGCCUGCUUCCCGCCGCCAGCAGCGACGCCGAGUCCGGCACGGGGUCUAGCGACCGAGAACCCCUGCGAGGAGCCCUAGGGACGAAUCCCGCGGCUCGGGGAGCGCCCCUAGUCAGCCCCGAGCCCCCCGCACUCCUCGCCGCGCCCCCCGCCGCCAGCGCUUUUCUUGCGGGUCGGAGCAGUCCGGGCGGGGUCCCCGCAGGGUCCCCGGGGCCCAGCGGGGCGGAGGAUGCCAGGGGGCGCGCGCCAUCAGAGCGGGUGGUCUCCGGGACCCCCAAGGAGCCCGGCGCGGGCGAGCCGCCGCGACUGGUUCCGGCGGUGGAGGAGGAGGAGCUGCUGCGGGAGAUCGAGGAGCUGCGCUCGGAGAAUGACUAUCUCAAGGAUGAGCUCGAUGAACUCCGGGCUGAAAUGGAGGAGAUGAGGGACAGUUAUUUAGAGGAAGAUGUUUACCAGCUGCAGGAGCUUCGGCGAGAACUGGACCGUGCUAAUAAAAACUGCCGAAUCCUGCAGUACCGCCUCAGGAAAGCCGAGCAAAAAAGUCUGAAAGUGGCAGAGACUGGUCAAGUGGAUGGUGAACUUAUCCGAAGUCUGGAACAGGACUUAAAGGUAGCCAAAGAUGUAUCUGUCAGAUUGCACCAUGAACUUGAAACUGUGGAGGAAAAGCGCGCUAAAGCUGAAGAUGAAAAUGAAACCCUCCGACAGCAAGUGAUUGAAGUGGAAAUAUCCAAGCAGGCCCUCCAAAAUGAACUGGAGAGAUUGAAAGAGAGUUCCCUGAAAAGAAGAGGCAGUCGGGAAACAUACAAAGAAAAGAAAACCUUUAACCAGCAGAGUGGUGGAACGGAGCGCCUUGGGAACUGCAGGUCUGCAACCAAAACCCAAAGGAAACUGGCACCCCGGCGCAAGGAUGACAGUGCUGAUUUGAAGUGCCAGCUUCAGUUUGCCAAAGAGGAAGGUUCCCUGAUGCGCAAAAAGAUGGCCAAGCUGGGGAGGGAGAAGGAUGAGUUGGAGCAGGAGCUCCAGAGGUAUAAGGCCCUGUAUGGUGACGUGGACAGCCCUCUGCCCACAGGGGAAGCUGGCGGACCUCCCAGCACCAGGGAAGCCGAGCUGAAGCUGCGGCUGAAGUUGGUGGAGGAAGAAGCCAACAUCUUGGGCCGAAAGAUUGUGGAGCUGGAAGUGGAGAACAGAGGCCUCAAAGCGGAGAUGGAGGACAUGCGGGGCCAAUAUGAGCGAGAGGGCCCAGGCCGGGACCACAUCCCAAGUAUUCCUACCUCACCCUUUGGUGACUCCCUGGAGUCCUCGUCGGAGCUCCGCCGACACCUGCAGUUUGUGGAGGAGGAAGCAGAGCUUCUUCGAAGAUCCAUAUCUGAGAUCGAAGACCACAACCGGCAGCUGACCCAUGAGCUAAGCAAGUUCAAGUUUGAGCCACGGCCAGAGCCUGGGUGGCUGGCGGAAGGUGGAGGCAAGGGCACAGGUGGCGGGGCCCCCCUGCAGGAGGAGCUGAAGUCUGCCCAGCUGCAGAUCAGCGAACUGAGCGGGAAGGUGUUGAAGCUACAAUAUGAGAACCGGGUGCUGCUGUCCAAUGUCCAGCGCUAUGACCUGGCCGCCCACCUAGGCCUGCGUGCCCCAAGCCCCCGAGACAGUGACGCUGACAGUGACACAGGCAAGAAGGAGAGCGAUGGGGAGGAAGGCCGCCUACCCCAGCCCAAGAGGGAGGGCCCCAUUGGUGGUGAAAGUGACUCGGAAGAGAUGUUCGAGAAGACGUCAGGCUUCAGCAGUGGAAAGCCAUCGGAGGCCAGCGAGCUGUGUCCGGCAGAGGUCCUGAGGGCCAGGGAGGACUCCGAAUGCUUGGUGAGCAUAAAGCAUGAGGCCGAGCGGCUAGAACGGACCAUGGAGAGCCUCAUCAUGGACACCAAUGGCUUUGUGGAUGACCUGGCCUUGCCGGGGCCUGGUGUUCAGGGGGAGGGGGGCAAGAAGGAGCCCCAUCUUCUGGGGACCAUCAAUGCCAGGAUGAAGGCUUUCCGGAAAGAGCUCCAGACCUUCCUGGAGCAGGUGAACAGGAUUGGGGAUGGCCUAAGGGAGCGCCUGGAAGGCUUGUCCCCCUUGCCCCACCUCACGGAGUCUUCCAGCUUCCUCUCUACUGUGACCUCUGUGUCCCGGGACUCCCCCGUCGGGAACCUGGGGAAGGAGCUGGUCCCAGACUUGCAGUCCAAACUGAGAGAUCAGAUGGAGUGGCAGCUGGGCGUGGAGCGAGGGACCGAGCGGGAGCACCUGCACCUCCGAGCCGCGCGGGAGCUGCACCGUCGAGCCGACGGGGAUGCCAGGAGCUGCAGGCCGGGAGGCCAGAGCUGUUUCAAUCUAGAGAGUGUAUCGCUAGAGGACCUACAGGGUCAGCUUGCACAGGCGACCAGACUGCAUCAAGAGGAGACAGAGAGAUUUACAAACAAGAUCCGAAAGAUGGAGGAGGAGCACCUCUAUGCCUUAAGGUGGAAAGACCUGGAAAUGCACAGCUUGGCUUUGCAGAACACCCUCCAUGAGCGAACCUGGAGUGAUGAGAGGAAUCUGAUGCAGCAGGAGCUCCGGUCCUUGAAGCAGAACAUUUUUCUUUUUUACGUCAAGCUCAGGUGGCUGCUGAAGCACUGGCGACAAGGGAAACAGAUGGAGGAGGAAGGAGAGGGUUUCACUGAGAGCGAGCACCCAGAGCUCCACCCCAGACUUGGUGAGCUUGCAGUCCAGGGGGACCUACAAGGGGACAGCCCAGACCAGGAGGACGACGGUCCAGGCUGUGGCUCUUCAGUAGGGGAGCGCUCUCCACUCUCCCCUGUGCAGGUCGCUGGCCACGGAUCCCGACUGCAGCCUGCAGAUGGAGGGCAGCUCCACAGGCAGGUGGUGGAAAACCAGCGGCUGUUCUGCGCGCUGAAGACCUUGCUGGAGGACUUGCGCUCGGAGCUGCGGGAAGACGAGCAUGCCCGGCUGCAGCUGCAGCAGCAGUACGCCAGCGACAAGGCUGCCUGGGACGUGGAGUGGGCCGUGCUCAAGUGCCGCCUGGAACAGCUAGAAGAGAAGACUGAGAAAAACUUGGGCGAACCAGACCCCACCACUGACAGCAGAGGGGCAUUCAAGAAAGAGAGGGAGAUACACCAGAAGCUCCUUGCUGACAGUCAUGGCCUGGUCAUGGACCUGCGCUGGCAGAUGCAUCACAGUGAGAAGAACUGGAACCGGGAGAAGGUGGAUCUUCUCGACCGUCUGGACAGAGAGCGGCAGGAGUGGGAGCGGCAAAAGAAGGAGCUCUUGUGGAAAAUAGAACAGUUGCAGAAAGAAAACAGUCCCCGGAGAGGUGGAAAUUUCCUCUGUGAUCAAAAAGAAGGCAACAUGCGCCCCUUUGCUCCCCCGGGAAGCCCCCGCAUGCCUCGACCUAUGGGGAUGUGGCCCUGCUCGGACCCGGACUCUACCCCUUUUGAAGACCGGCCGCUCUCCAAGCUGAAGGAAUCGGACAGGUGUUCAGCCCGGGAGAACCUCUACUUGGAUGCCUUGUCUUUGGAGGAAGAGCCAGAUGAGCCUCCAGCCCACGGGCCCCAGAGAGAGUUCAGGAACUGCCUCCCUGAGGAAGAAGAAAAUCACAAGGGAAAUCUUCAAAGGGCUGUGUCCGUGUCCUCCAUGUCUGAGUUCCAGCGCCUGAUGGACGUCUCUCCCUUCCUGCCAGAGAAAGGCCUGCCCGCUGCCAGCAGCAAGGAGGACAUCACUCCACCCCUGUCCCCUGAUGAUCUGAAGUACAUCGAGGAGUUCAACAGCAAGAGCUGGGAUUCAAGGCCCCCAGACUCCUGGGCAGAGAGGACCGAGGCGGGGCGAGCAGGAAGCGAGGCCAGUGCCGAGCCUUUCCCAGACUCCUCCUGGUACCUCACCACAAGCGUCACCAUGACCACGGACACCAUGACCAGCCCAGAGCACUGCCAGAAGCAGCCCCUGCGGAGCCACAUCCGCACUGAGCCGUCCGGGGUGCGGGUGCUGCACAGCCCACCUGCGGUCCGCAGGAUGGACAACAUCAUGGUGGCCGGUGGUGAGGGUUUGGGCCGGCUGGAGGCCGAGGGUCCAUUUUCUACAAGCAGAGCCAGAGGGGGCACAGGAGAUGCGAAGGGGGGCCCCUCAGAACACAUGUUUAGCAAGUGGCCUUGUGCCCCCUCCAGGCACCCCCGAGACUAUGGGGAGGGAGGGCUGCGCCCCCUCGAUAGCACCCUCUGCAACCCCCUGGGUUUCACCUCCCCACUGCACAGCCUGGAGAUGUCCAAGAACAUGAGUGAUGACAUGAAGGAGGUGGCCUUCUCCGUCAGGAAUACCAUCUGCUCUAGUUCCCCUGAGCCCCCAGUCAAGGACAUGGCCUGUCAGACCAAUGUGUCCCGGACGACUGGGACACAGACUGUCCAGACCAUCAGCAUCGGCCUGCAGACCGAAGCCCUGCGCAGCAGCAGUGCCAUCACCAGCAGCCCCCACAAGUGUCUGACGCCAAAGGCAGGGGGUGGUGCCACACCUGCAUCAUCUCCAUCCCGUGGCCUUAGGAGCAGGCAGGUGGCCCCUGCCAUCGAGAAGGUUCAGGCCAAGUUCGAACGCACAUGCUGCUCCCCCAAGUAUGGGUCUCCCAAGCUCCAGAGGAAGCCCCUCCCCAAAGCUGACCAGCCAAAUAACAGGACCUCUCCAGGGCUGGCCCAGAAGGGGUGCAGUGAGUCAGCCUGGGCCCGCUCCACUACCACGCGGGAGAGCCCUGUGCACACCGCCAUCAACGAUGGCCUCUCCAGCCUCUUCAACAUCAUUGACCACAGCCCCGUGGUGCAGGACCCUUUCCAGAAGGGGACGCGGGCUGGGAGUCGGUCUCGCUCGGCAGAGCCCCAUACAGAGCUGGGCCCAGGCCAGGACACCAGCCCCAAUUCCCGGGGACAGUCACCCAGCCCUAUUGGGGUUGGCUCAGAGACCUGUAGGGAGGAAGGGGGAGAGGGCACACCUGUGAGGCAGGACUUAUCCGCUCCCCCUGGCUACACAUUCACCGAGAGCGUAGCUCGGAUCCUCAACAAGAAGCUAUUGGAGCAUGCCUUAAAGGAGGACAGGAGGCAGGCCCCCCACAGCCUUCCAAGUCUUAACAGUGACAGCCACAUGGGAGAAACAGUCAAAGCCGAGCCAGGGUCCAUCGAGGAACUACCUUGUUCCGCACUAGCUCCAUCCCUAGAACCCUGCUUCUCCAGGCCCGAGAGACCAGCAAACCGUCGCCCUCCAUCCCGUUGGGCACCACAUUCCCCCACUGCCUUGCCGACUCAGUCAGUCGAAGACCUGACCUCUUUGGAGGAUCUUGGCGAUGAGGAGCCACCCGGGGAGAAGCCACACCUGUGACAUGAUGCAGGUUUGCAUGGAUUAUCACAGAAUAAUUCACUGUAAUUUGCAUAACCACACCAUCGUCAUCAACAAAACUCUGCCCAAAAGGAGAGAUCUAGUUUUCCCAAGGUCAAAGAAUGUUUUAAAGAAAAACACAGCUGCUGAACGUUCAACCUGUGAACCUGAGAUGUUUCUAGAAUGAAACAGUAAAUGUGCCUGUAAUAACUUAAUUUUUUUCAUAGCUCAGAAAACUAUUUUUGUCUCCAUCUUUUUUACACGCAGAAUGUUAAACAAAAAGUUAAAUAAGAUAUAAAUUUUAAAACAUAAAAGUUUUAAAGAUGCACAUUUUAAGAGAUUCUGAACACCCUCGCUCUCAAUACUGACUGCCUCUCUGUUAAAUUUGCACUGUUACAUUUUGGUUGGAUUUAUUUCCAUACUGACUUAGAGUGUUUUAAGUUAAUUUUAUUUUGUCAGUGCUUUUUGUUUUUAAGAAUUCCUGAAAACUUCAGACUGUCUGAUUCCAUGAACUCUUUGUAGUGAAGAAGCCAUGAAACCAGUAGACAAGGCAGAGAUCCUGUAGCCUGGAGGGAUACGUGUCAGCAUCCUGGAAAAAGUAGAGUCCUCAGCUGGGCUUACCAAGUUCUUGUAUAAUCCACAUAUUCUACUCGACUUGCACGUCUUCGGGUUCGAAGCACUGGGGUGCAUGUACAUACUGCUACUGUGGUCUCUCCAUCACCUAAGUGAGUCGUCUAUCCCAUUGUGAUACAUUGUGAAUUCCCUCGUACUGUACUUCUGUUGUCUUCUUGCAUUGAUGAUACAACAGCAAUGGCUUUUUAAAUUAUUGUUAAAAGAUUAACUGGCUAUAUGCAGUGUUUACUCAAAAUUUUCUGUUUAAGGAAAAAUACUACAAAAAUCAUGAUAAUACCAAAUUGAAACAAAGGAUGGUGCCUCGGAGUCUGUAUGAGACGAUGAUG
Messenger RNA from Pteronotus mesoamericanus, 7102 nucleotides. RefSeq names its product microtubule crosslinking factor 1 (gene MTCL1). Gene Ontology annotation, molecular function: microtubule binding. Gene Ontology annotation, biological process: regulation of autophagy; establishment or maintenance of epithelial cell apical/basal polarity; microtubule bundle formation. The transcript has 16 exons. Gene Ontology annotation, cellular component: apicolateral plasma membrane; lateral plasma membrane; spindle pole. The record is from RefSeq and is a predicted model, not a curated record. The coding region runs from base 81 to 6146 and encodes 2021 amino acids. NCBI's taxonomy places the organism in Eukaryota, Metazoa, Chordata, Mammalia, Chiroptera, Mormoopidae.